GAUUGGAUGAAUCCGUGAACACUUGAUUUAUGUCAAGUGUAUGGUAAUAAAUAGAAUUUCUUUGACAUACCGGAAAUCAGCUUUAGGUAUAAUUUCUGUAAUUUGAUCUUUGGUACUACUAUGUUUACCAACGAUUACUAUAAUUGUACAAUUUUAAAGAAUAUAUGAAUUUUUAUAAUAGGGAUUAUACUGUUGGUUACAUUACAAUGUCAUAAGUUUGACUGCUGCAGUGAAUCGUAACCUCCAUCUUCCUUCCGGCAUCUGCAGCUGGUUGGUCUUAGGUCAUAAUUUCGCCCUUCAAGAAAGACUAACCAGCAAAAUGUUGGGGCGAUUUGGACCAAUUCUGCCCCUUCUGGGGCAACAUCAACAGCAGCAGGUAAGAGGAAUGGCCACAUUGAAGGCUAUUUCUCUUCGAUUGAAGUCUGUUAAAAAUAUUCAAAAGAUUACCCAAUCAAUGAAAAUGGUAUCUGCUGCCAAAUACACAAGAGCAGAAAGAGAACUUCGUGCUGCUCGUCCUAUUGGUGAAGGUGCUAAGCAAUUCUAUGAGAAAGCAGAAGUUGCUGCACCAGCCGAACAGCCAGAGAAAUUGUUGAUUGCUAUUACUUCUGAUCGAGGCUUGUGUGGUGCUGUGCACACACAAGUAUCCCGCACUAUUAGGAAUGAGUUGCUGGAAAACGCUGAGAAUGCAAAAAUUCUGUGUGUAGGCGACAAGUCAAGAGCUAUAUUACAGAGGCAAUUUGGCAAAAAUAUACUUGCCGUUGCUAAUGAAGUUGGUCGAAAGCCACCAACGUUUCUAGAUGCUUCUAAGUUAGCUAAUGUUAUACUCACACUUGAUUAUGAGUUCGCUGCUGGGAAAAUUGUAUACAAUCAGUUUAAGAGUGUAGUUUCAUAUGUAACCUCCGACCUCCCAGUAUUCAGUCUCAAAGCAGUGACUGCUGCCCCCAAAUUGCCAUUAUAUGAUUCAUUGGACGAUGAUGUAUUGCAGAAUUAUUUGGAAUUUUCAGUUGCUUCACUUUUAUUUUAUUCCAUGAAAGAGGCAGCUGCAAGUGAACAGUCCUCUCGAAUGACUGCCAUGGAUAAUGCUAGUAAGAAUGCUGGAGAAAUGAUUGACAAACUUACAUUAACAUUCAACAGAACACGACAGGCUGUAAUCACUCGUGAGUUGAUUGAAAUUAUCUCUGGAGCUGCUGCUUUGGAUUAAAGUACUCAGAACAUAUACAUUUAGCAAACCCAUUAGAUAAGCUGUUUGAAAAAUAUAUUAUUCAAUAUUUCUUCAUUCAUUGAAAUAAUGCAUAUAACUCGUGAAGUGAUUGAACAUUCUCCUUUGUAGCAACUUUCCUCAUUGAAAUGCGAUUAAUACAGUUGAAAUUUCUGAAUUAUGUAAUUUGUUUACUGUGAUUGAAGUUAACAAGCUCGUAUUUGGAAUCAUCAUGAAAAGCCCCUUCUGUCAUCUUUAAAGUCCACACAGUUGAUUCUGUAUAUGAACUUGUUGUCUUGUAAAUGUGUAAAGUUUUAAAAUGUUUUUGAUGGGUUAAUAUGAUAAAUAAAACUGAAAGUUUACACAGUUGACAAUGUCUUGUUUUGAUUUAAGAUUUAUUUUGUUGCACAAAUCUGAGUAAAGUGACUUCUCUUUAACAAAACGAUUGCCACACAAAUUUUUAAUAUAAUGAUUUGAGUUUUAGGUCAUUAUAUGUGGCUUCUAACUGCAGGGUUUUGUAAUGCUUUCUUCUUUUCAAUGGUCCAAUUUUUACUGUAAGUUUUCAGUCCAAGGUAUUGUCUGCAUUUGAAACUAUCAGAGCAUGUAAUAGUGAUAUGAUCUCUCUUUUGCUUACGAGUAGUAGAGAGAGUUAUAUUGAUACUGUACCUGCAAAUAGCGUCCAUAGCGGUUGGGUUAUAAAUUAUAAAUAAUGCUGCACAAAAAAUUGGAUUACAACUUAAAAUUAUUUAAAGUUUUAGAGUACAAAUAAAGAAAUUUCUUUCCCUCAAGGCUUUUGGAACUAUGUUCAUAAUAUUCUGAGAUAUAUUUGACAAUCUAUAUCUUGUAAGAAAUUAACAAAUCUGGUGUGAAUUUUAUCAAUUCUGGUGAUAUAAAUGGUGCAAAGGGAAUUAUAAUUUCAGUUUGAGUAUGAGAGGCAGGUAUGGAGUUUUUUCAGCACGUCAGUCUCAGUUCUGGAAAAUUACGAAU
This is a messenger RNA of Gryllus bimaculatus (two-spotted cricket), 2185 nucleotides long. The record is from the annotation of a GenBank genome assembly. NCBI's taxonomy places the organism in Eukaryota, Metazoa, Arthropoda, Insecta, Orthoptera, Gryllidae.